AAUACCUGUAUAAUCAUGGCAUCCUGUUUCCUUUCGCAGCAUGUUCUGAGGACACUGACUGCGUUCAAGGAACUUGCUCUUCAGGGACAUGUACCUGCAAUGCAGGAUAUUCUGGCGAUCAUUGUGACCAAGCAUGCACGGACGACACUGAAUGCAUUCACGGCACUUGUUCAUCAGGGACAUGUACUUGCGAUACAGGCUACUCGGGAGAUCACUGUGAUCUGUCAUGUGCGGAAGAUGCAGACUGCAUUCAUGGAACUUGCUCUUCGGGAACAUGUACCUGUGAUACCGGCUAUUCUGGAGAUCAUUGUGACCAAGCUUGCACGGACGACACUCAGUGCGUUCAUGGUACUUGCUCAUCAGGAAUAUGUACGUGCGAUUCAGGCUAUUUGGGAGAUCACUGUGAUCAAUCAUGUAUGGAAGAUACAGACUGCGUUCAUGGAACGUGCUCCUCAGGAACAUGCACUUGUGACACAGGCUAUUUCGGGGAUCACUGUAACCAAGCAUGUUCUGAAGACACUGACUGCGUUCAAGGAACUUGCUCUACAGGGACAUGUACCUGCGAUGCAGGAUAUUCUGGCGAUCAUUGUGACCAAGCAUGCACGGACGACACUGAAUGCAUUCACGGCACUUGUUCAUCAGGGACAUGUACUUGCGAUACAGGCUACUCGGGAGAUCACUGUGAUCUGUCAUGUGCGGAAGAUGCAGACUGCGUUCAUGGAACUUGCUCUUCGGGAACAUGUACCUGUGAUACCGGCUAUGCUGGAGAUCGUUGUGACCAAGCUUGCACGGACGACACUCAGUGCGUUCAUGGUACUUGCUCAUCAGGAACAUGUACGUGCGAUUCAGGCUAUUCGGGAGAUCACUGUGAUCAAUCAUGUUCUGAAGACACUGACUGUGUUCAAGGAACUUGCUCUUCAGGGACAUGUACCUGCGAUGCAGGAUAUUCUGGCGAUCAUUGUGACCAAGUGUUCAGAUUGUGAACACGAAACUACAGUUUCUAAAUCCAGGGCAUCCGGAGAAACAGCAUGCACGGACGACACUGAAUGCAUUCAUGGCAAUUGUUCAUCAGGGAUAUGUACUUGCGAUAUAGGCUAUUCGGGAGAUCACUGUGAUCUGUACACAGACGAAUGUGCAAGUAGUCCAUGUCAAAAUGGAGGAGUGUGUACAGAUGCCGUCAACGGCUACAGCUGUGCAUGUGCAGUUGGUUAUGAUGGAGAUAAUUGCCAAACUAACACAGACGAAUGUUCAAGUAAUCCAUGCCAAAACGGAGGUGUUUGUACAGACGACGUAAACGGCUACUCCUGUACAUGUGUAGUCGGUUUCGAGGGAGAUAAUUGCGAAACUGACACAGACGAAUGUGCAAGUAAUCCAUGUCAAAAUGGAGGAGUGUGUACAGAUGCUGUCAACGGCUACUCCUGUGCAUGUGCAGCUGGCUACGAAGGAGAUGAUUGCCAAACUGACACUGACGAAUGUGCAAGUAAUCCAUGCCAAAAUGGAGGCGUUUGUACAGACGCCGUAAACGGCUACUCCUGUGCAUGUGCAGACGGUUUCGAAGGAGAUAAUUGUGAAACUUACACAGACGAAUGUGCAAGUAGUCCAUGUCAAAAUGGAGGAGUGUGUACAGAUGCCGUCAACGGCUACAGCUGUGCAUGUGCAGCUGGUUACGAAGGAGUUAAUUGCCAAACUGACACGGACGAAUGUGCAAGUAAUCCAUGUCAAAAUGGAGGAGUGUGUACAGAUGCUGUCAACGGCUACUCCUGUGCAUGUGCAGCUGGCUACGAAGGAGAUAAUUGCCAAACUGACACGGGCGAAUGUGCAAGGAAUCCAUGCCAAAAUGGAGGCGUUUGUACAGACGCCGUAAACGGCUACUCCUGUGCAUGUGCAGACGGUUUCGAAGGAGAUAAUUGUGAAACUGACACAGACGAAUGUUCAAGUAACCCAUGCCAAAACGGAGGUGUUUGUACUGACGACGUAAACGGCUACUCCUGUGCAUGUGUAGUCGGUUUCGAGGGAGAUAAUUGCGAAACUGACACAGACGAAUGUGCAAGUAACCCAUGUCAAAAUGGAGGAGUGUGUACAGAUGCUGUCAACGGCUACUCCUGUGCAUGUGCAGCUGGCUACGAAGGAGAUAAUUGCCAAACUGACACUGGCGAAUGUGCAAGUAAUCCAUGCCAAAAUGGAGGCGUUUGUACAGACGCCGUAAACGGCUACUCCUGUGCAUGUGCAGACGGUUUCGAAGGAGAUAAUUGUGAAACUGACACAGACGAAUGUUCAAGUAAUCGAUGCCAAAACGGAGGUGUUUGUACUGACGACGUAAACGGCUACUCCUGUGCAUGUGUAGUCGGUUUCGAGGGAGAUAAUUGCGAAACUGACACAGACGAAUGUGCAAGUAAUCCUUGUCAAAAUGGAGGAGAGUGUACAGAUGCUGUCAACGGCUACUCCUGUGCAUGUGCAGCUGGCUACGAAGGAGACAAUUGCCAAACUGACACUGGCGAAUGUGCAAGUAAUCCAUGCCAAAAUGGAGGCGUUUGUACAGACGCCGUAAACGGCUACUACUGUGCAUGUGCAGACGGUUUCGAAGGAGAUAAUUGUGAAACAGACAAAGACGAAUGUGCAAGUAAUCCAUGUCAAAAUGGAGGAGUGUGUGCAGAUGCUGUCAACGGCUACUCCUGUGCAUGUGCAGCUGGCUACGAAGGAGAUAAUUGCCAAACUGACACUGGCGAAUGUGCAAGUAAUCCAUGCCAAAAUGCAGGCGUUUGUACAGAUGCCGUAAACGGCUACUCCUGUGCAUGUGCAGACGGUUUCGAAGGCGAUAAUUGUGAAACUGACACAGACGAAUGUGCAAGUAGUCCAUGUCAAAAUGGAGGAGUGUGUACAGAUUCCGUCAACGGCUACAGUUGUGCAUGUGCAGUUGGUUAUGAAGGAGUUAAUUGCCAAACUGACACUGGCGAAUGUGCAAGUAAUCCAUGCCAAAAUGGAGGCGUUUGUACAGACGCCGUAAACGGCUACUCCUGUGCAUGUGCAGACGGUUUCGAAGGAGAUAAUUGUGAAACUGACACAGACGAAUGUGCAAGUAGUCCAUGUCAAUAUGGAGGAGUGUGUACAGAUUCCGUCAACGGCUACAGUUGUGCAUGUGCAGUUGGUUAUGAAGGAGUUAAUUGCCAAACUGACACAGACGAAUGUUCAAGCAAUCCAUGCCAAAACGGAGGUGUUUGUACAGACGACGUAAACGGCUACUCCUGUACAUGUGUAGUCGGUUUCGAGGGAGAUAAUUGCGAAACUGACACAGACGAAUGUGCAAGUAAUCCAUGUCAAAAUGGAGGAGUGUGUACAGAUGCUGUCAACGGCUACUCCUGUGCAUGUGCAGCUGGUUAUGAAGGAGUUAAUUGCCAAACUGACACAGGCGAAUGUGCAAGUAAUCCAUGCCAAAAUGGAGGCGUUUGUACAGACGCCGUAAACGGCUACUCCUGUGCAUGUGCAGACGGUUUCGAAGGAGAUAAUUGUGAAACUGACACAGACGAAUGUGCAAGUAGUCCAUGUCAAAAUGGAGGAGUGUGUACAGAUGCCGUCAACGGCUACAGUUGUACAUGUGCAGUUGGUUACGAUGGAGUUAAUUGCCAAACUAACACAGACGAAUGUGCAAGUAAUCCAUGUCAAAAUGAAGGAGUGUGUACAGAUGCUGUCAACGGCUACUCCUGUGCUUGUGCAGCUGGUUACGAAGGAGUUAAUUGCAAAACAGACACUGACGAAUGUGCAAGUAAUCCAUGCCAAAAUGGAGGCGUUUGUACAGACGCCGUAAACGGCUACUCCUGUGCAUGUGCAGACGGUUUCGAAGGAGAUAAUUGUGAAACUGACACAGACGGAUGUGCAAGUAGUCCAUGUCAAAAUGGAGGAGUGUGUACAGAUGCCAUCAACGGCUACACCUGUGCAUGUGCAGUUGGUUAUGAAGGUGUAAAUUGCCAAACUGACACAGACGAAUGUUCAAGUAAUCCAUGCCAAAACGGAGGUGUUUGUACAGACGACGUAAACGGCUACUCCUGUUUAUGUGUAGUCGGUUUCGAGGGAGAUAAUUGCGAAACUGACACAGGCAAAUGUGCAAGUAAUCCAUGUCAAAAUGGAGGAGUGUGUACAGAUGCUGUCAACGGCUACUCCUGUGCUUGUGCAGCUGGUUACGAAGGAGUUAAUUGCCAAACUGACACAGACAAAUGUGUAAGUAAUCCAUGUCAAAAUGGAGGCGUGUGUACAGAUGCCGUCAACGGCUACUCUUGCAUAUGUGCAGAUGGUUACGAAGGAGAUAAUUGCCAAAUCGCAACCUGUUCCAAUUACCCCUGCUCUGGUGCUGUCUGUUCUAUCGAAAACAAUCAACAUGUUUGCAAUUGCCUCACAGGAAACGAAGGCACAUACUGUCGAACUGGUUUACAUCUUGGUUACGGUGCAGCGGAAGGGGACUCGAGCAUGUAUGGUACCGAUGAUGCUUGUAGCCCUGUACUCCGAGUUAGCUACGACCUGCCUUUCAUGCAACGAAGAUUUACGAAAAUUUAUGUAUGUACUAAUGGACUCAUUUGCUUCAACAGACCUUUCAACGGAUAUUCUAUUCCAAAAAAGCAGGGCUUUAAUAAUGAUUUUUUGAACAUCUAUUGUCUGGCUCCAUACUUCGCAGAUUUAUACCUUACGUUUACUGAUCAAGUGUGGUAUCAAGCAUACAACACUUUAGCGGACGAUAGUUCGGAAUCGACUGAUGUUUCAGUUAAAGUACAUGAUCUUGUAAAUGAACUCUACGAUGAAGAAUUUGAUCCAGUUUAUGUUUUAAAGGCAACUUGGUUUGAAACACGAUAUAUUGGAGGAAGACCAUCAGAGACUGUAACGUUCCAAGUAAUUUAUGCAACAGACGGGCAGAGGUCAUAUGCCUUUUAUAACUACGCAGAAAUGAACUUCCAGUCUGGCUUACAGUUUAUUGGAAUCAUAAACAAUGGAAUUUUAGAAGGACUGGAUUAUAGUUCGGAUGGGUCAUACCUGCUUCGCCCGGAUAAAAAUCUCAUAUUUGGAGCUUAUAAAGGGGCUGCAAGUUACAAACUGACGACAGAAGAAACAGCAGUGUUACCCAACUACGGCGUGCAGUGCCUUGCUUGGCGCAAAGCAGAGAAGCAGAAUAUAGGCGGAUAUAUAGAAGCAGCGAACAAAAUGCCGCUAUGUCCUUGUGUAUCAUUCUUUCUGUUUUUUGACAGACAAUUUGGUUUUCCAUCAUUCGAAGCCUCUAGGUUUACAGUACCACUGUUACCUGGAAGGGCCUAUGCCCCACACGGAAAGACAUGUGCCUAUAGCAGAUGGACAGGUGGUUUUAUAUGGUUCGGUAGACGGGCUGGCUCUUUCCAUUCUUUCAACGAAUACAUUAACCCCAAUGCGCAUGCGCGGUUUGACGAGAAAUACAAGAGAAUUUGCUGUGAUUACUCCAAUAACUGUAACGUUUACUACGAAGUAAGACCUCGCACACAAGGAUGCUACUUUCGAUCUCUUUUCCGUUUCGGUGGUGGUUUCGGAGACCCUCAUAUAUCUACACUCGACGGCGUAACGUACACGUUCAAUGGUUACGGGGAAUAUAUACUGCUCCGUAUAACAUCAGCAGAUUUUGAAAUACAAAGUAGGACAGAAAGGGCCAAGAAAUCUGACGGUUCAGAUUCGGAGGCGACAAUAUUUACUGCGUUUGUUGUACAGUCAUCAGACGCCUGGCUGCAAGCAGAACUCAACAACGAAAAAACAGGAAUAAAUUUAUUUGUGGGUACUAACAAGACAGACUGGGCAGAUUACACGGGGGAGUUUCAAAGCAAGGGAGAUACCUUUACUUACGUUACUGAUGCACUGAGUAUGAGCCGGGAUAAUAAUACCCUAGUGACAAGUUUUUCGGGGACAGGUGUGGCCUUCAACGUCACUUUCAAUGUCGGACUGUUGCAGAUGAGCACAGGAUUAUUGAACACUUACAACAACAAGACUUCUGGGUUGUUGGGUAACUUUAAUGGUGACGUCACUGAUGAUUACUUCCCGCGGUCAGCAUCGUCUGCAUUACCCAGUAAUUCAACAGAAAGGAUGAUUUUCAACGAUUUCGGACAAACUUGGAUAACAUCAGUAAAUGAAAGCAAUUUCAGAUACGAUAACGGCAAAUCACACGCUGACUUCAAUUUUCCUGAUUUUGUGCCAAAGUUUUUAGAUGAAGCGAACCAAACUAUUGUUGAUGAGGCGAAGUCUGUCUGUGGGGAAGGAAAUAAUCAGUGCAUAUUUGAUUUUGUAUUUACCGGAAAUAAGGAACUGGCACAGACGACAACUUUAACUGAGGCCGAGGCUGCUGAAAUUUCAGCCGAGGCUUCUAAUGAAGUUCCGGAAUUAAGUGUGAGCAGUGGAACAACAUUACAAGAAGGCGAGAACUACAUUUAUGUGACGGUAAACGAAUCAGCAACCUUUACUGUCAAUGGUACCGACGAUGGUACAUUAACGUACGAGUUUGUAAAUAAUUCCACAGAUGCUGAUUUUGGAACUCCAAAUGAUGAUGGAACAGUCGACGUCAGUUUUGUAGUAACUAGCGCUAAUCCGGUUUACCUUAGUAUGACUGCCAAAGAUGACAAGGGAGUUAACUCUCCUCCAGUUGAUAUAGUUAUUGUCCUUUGUACUAACUGUAACUCACACGGUGUAUGUAACAACAGUGUAAUUAGAGAUGAUGAGAGGUCCACAGACAACUUUAAGUAUGCCAUGUGUGAAUGUGAGCCAUACUGGGAAGGUGCGGAUUGCGAGUCAGAUUUUGACGGAUGUGAUGCGAGCCCAUGUUCAGUUGGCCGGAACUGUACGGACACGCUGGCUGAUGAACACAAAGCCAACCCUAGCCUUAAACCUUACAGCUGCUCGUCGUGUCCUACCGGAUACAAGGAUGUCGAUGGCAAAUGUGAAGAUGACAACGAGUGUAAUAUCACAUCAGUUUGUUCCCAAGUUUGUAUAAAUACAGUUGGAAGCUACUCUUGUCAGUGCAACAAUGGGUACAGGCUGGCGCAAGAUGGAGCUACAUGCAACGAUAUCAACGAGUGUGAGGAGUCGACUAGUGGCUGUAUCCAGGUGUGCACAAAUACUGCCGGAAGUUAUAACUGUUCCUGUUAUGAUGGGUUCACAUAUAACGCCACAAGCAAAUCGUGUGACAAAGAUCAAACUGGACCCACUGGUUGUGAUGCGCUCGACUGUAACAGUGCUGCUGGUUGUACCCUCAAUGAGACCAACUUACCGGUGUGUUUCUGUGACAGUGGUUACCAGAUUCAAGCCAACAAUACUUGUACAGACAUAGACGAGUGUACUAGCGCAGUUUGUUCACAGACUUGCAGUAACACGGUGGGCAGUUACUCCUGUGGUUGCUUUACAGGAUACUCACUGCUCAAUGACAGGGUGUCUUGUGAACCAUGUCCGUUUCCAAACUAUGGUGAAAAUUGUGACCUAACCUGUCAAUGUGGGCGUGGCUCUUUGCGCUGUGACCCGGUACGUGGGUGUGUCUGUAAAGCGGGUUGGACGGGAACACAUUGUGACACUGACGUCAAUGAAUGUCUGGUUCCCAAUACGUGCAAAGACGUGAACAAAGUCUGCACGAACACAAUUGGUUCCCAUACAUGUUCGUGUCGUUCAGGAUACAGUUUGUCAAACAACAGCUGUGUUGACAUAGAUGAGUGCAAUGAUCCCGCCCUCAACACGUGCGAACAGGUGUGCACGAACACUGUGGGCGGAUUCUCGUGCAGCUGUAAUUCAGGAUACAAUAUCAAUACGAAUGACACAACUAAAUGUACAGAUUAUGACGAAUGUUCGGCUGGAGUGUCCGGAUGUGAACAUAUCUGUACUAAUAAACCAGGAAGAUACAAUUGUGAAUGCUAUUUCGGAUUUCUUCUAAACUCGGACAGAAAAACUUGCACUAAAGUGUCAGAUCCAUGUACACUGUUCCCGGACGUCAAAUGUUCAGAUAUAUGUCUGGUUGUCAACGAAACACCGCAAUGUUCGUGUAAUACAGGGUUCAUUUUAGGAACAGAUCAACAGACUUGUAUCGAUGUGAACGAAUGUGACUCUGACCUCAACCUGUGUAGCGAGACAGACACGUGUGUGAACGAGGCUGGGGGCUACACUUGUUCUUGUAGUGCCGGGUACAAACUUGAAAAUGACUUGAGAACAUGCAAAGAAUGCGAUCCUUUCCACUAUGGUUUGAACUGUGCAAGCGAAUGUAACUGUGGUGUAGGUGCUACACGGUGUGAUCAUGUGACAGGCUGUGUUUGUGACGUCGGCUGGACCGGUGAAAAAUGUGACACGGAUAAAGAUGAGUGUGCCAACUUCCCAUGUACGGGUCAAAACGAGAUUUGUACCAAUACGCCAGGAUCUUAUACAUGUACAUGUGAGACAGGGUAUAAGGAAAAAGAUGGAAUAUGUCAAGAUGUAGAUGAAUGUUCGAGCACUUCUCUCAAUGACUGCAGUCAGAUAUGUACGAACAGUCCCGGAAGUUACCAGUGUAGUUGUAACCACGGAUUCAUGCAGAAUGGAAACACGUGCACGGAUAUUAAUGAAUGUGAAGGUCAGAAUGAGUGUUCCCAGGUAUGCAGUAACACUCUAGGCAGCUACCGGUGCUCUUGCAAGCAGGGAUUUAAACUUGAUACAACACACAGAAAAACAUGCAUACCUGCGGAACAGUGUGAUCCAAAUCCAUGCCAGACUAAUGCACAAUGCACGGCGGUAAAUGACGUGCCAACAUGUUUCUGUGAAGCUGGUUAUGAGUUUGAAUCUGGAUCUAACACAACAUGCGAAGAUAUAGCUGAGUGUUCAAGGACACCUUCACCAUGUUCUCAAGGAUGUAUUGACUUCCCAGGCGGGUAUGAGUGUGCUUGUAAUAUUACUGGUUACCGCCUGGAUACAGACAAGUCUACUUGUAUUGCUUGUUCGGAAAAAACAUAUGGUGUUAACUGCACUCAGAACUGCACGUGUGAGUUAUCAAAUACAUUGUAUUGUAAUGGUGCGAACGGUUCGUGCACGUGUAAGGAAGGAUGGGAUGGAGACACAUGUGCAGAUGACAUUAAUGAGUGCGACGAUGCCGCGGUUCACAACUGCCCAGUAAACUCUCUGUGUAUGAAUACGAAUGGUUCAUUUUACUGUAAAUGUGACAGAGGAUAUCUAAAGUCCGGCGACGGAUCAUGCCAAAUAUGCGGUCAGAGGCAAUUUGGAGUUGAUUGUAACAAUACAUGUUCAUGCAACACAAGCAACACCGAGUCCUGUAACCCCGUCAACGGAAGUUGCACUUGCAAGUCAGGUUGGGAAGGAAAUGACUGUAAUCAUAACAAAAACGAAUGCAAUCUUGAUACGUUCACGUGUCCUCACAAUUCAACAUGUGCAGACACACAAGGGUCAUACAUAUGCAACUGUGAUAUUGGAUUCACAAAAACAAGUGAUGAGGAGUGUAAAGUAUGCGACUCGAAGUAUUACGGACAAGACUGUGCCAAACCUUGCUCGUGCUAUGCAGUCAACACCAAAGUUUGCGACCAUGUGACCGGGAAUUGCACGUGCAAUGAAGGAUGGGAAGGGUCUUUGUGCUCAACGGAUAUAAAUGAGUGUAACACUAGCAGCAAUCCUUGUACUGAAAAUCUGAGAACAGUUUGUAGAAACAAUCCUGGCUCAUACACUUGCCAGUGCAAAGAAGGCUUUGAACUAGAUGACGCCGAGACCUGUGUUGAUAUUAACGAGUGUGAGAAGGGGACUGAUGACUGUUUACAGAAAUGUAACAAUACGGAAGGCUCGUAUACAUGUUACUGUGAUGCGGGAUAUAACGGUACUGGAAAUGCCUGUACAGAUAUAAACGAGUGUGAGAAGGGGACUGAUGACUGUUUACAGAAAUGUAACAAUACGGAAGGCUCGUAUACAUGUUUCUGUGAAGCUGGAUAUAACGGAACAGGAAAUGACUGUACAGUAUGCGGUGAGGGACAAUUUGGAGUUGGUUGUAACAAUACAUGUUCAUGCAACACAAGCAACACCGAGUCCUGUAACCCCGUCAACGGCAGUUGCACGUGCAAGUCAGGAUGGGAAGGAAAUGACUGUUAUCAAAACAAGAACGAAUGCACUCUUAAUACAUUCACAUGUCCUCAAAAUUCAACAUGUGAAGACACACAAGGGUCAUAUAUAUGCAACUGUGAUCCCGGAUUCUCGAAAUCAAGUGACGAGACGUGUGAAGUAUGCGGUGAGGGACAAUUUGGAGUUGGUUGUAACAAUACAUGUUCAUGCAACACAAGCAACACCGAGUCCUGUAACCCCGUCAACGGAAGUUGCACGUGCAAGUCAGGAUGGGAAGGAAAUGACUGUAGUCAAAACAAGAACGAAUGCACUCUUAAUACAUUCACAUGUCCUCAAAAUUCAACAUGUGAAGACACACAAGGGUCAUAUAUAUGCAACUGUGAUCCCGGAUUCUCGAAAUCAAGUGACGAGACGUGUCAAGUAUGCGGUGAGGGACAAUUUGGAGUUGAUUGUAACAAUACAUGUUCAUGCAACACAAGCAACACCGAGUCCUGUAACCCCGUCAACGGAAGUUGCACGUGCAAGUCAGGAUGGGAAGGAAAUGACUGUAGUCAAAACAAGAACGAAUGCACUCUUAAUACGUUCACAUGUCCUCAAAAUUCAACAUGUGAAGACACACAAGGGUCAUAUAUAUGCAACUGUGAUCCCGGAUUCUCAAAAUCAAGUGACGAGAAGUGUCAAGAAUGUACAGGUAACUCUUACGGUGAAGAUUGUAUUAACACUUGUAACUGUGAACAAAAUCACACUACGAGUACAACACAGCAGUGUGAGAAUGUGAAUGGAACAUGUCUAUGCUUGUCGACCUGGACUGGAGAGAGGUGUGAAAUUGAUGUAGAUGAGUGUACACUAGGUACAGACAAUUGUAAUAAAUCCAAUGAAGGUUGCCAUAAUACCGAGGGUGGCUUUCUUUGUUCCUGUAUCAUUGGCUUUAAAAGAGAUGCGAACGGAACUUGUACGACCGAAUCGUCGUCAGCUCCUACACCAACUACAGAACCAGAUGGAUUUGAAAUUGUUAAAGUCGUCCUGAUAUUGGAAAUCACACUGGAUUCAGGGGUGGAUCUUACUGUCACUGAAACAUACAAUACAUACAAGACUGAAGUGUACAACGUAUUGUUCAAUAUGUACAAAAGCAAUCUUCCAGAGGGCACUGACCUCUCAAUUAUCAUUCGAGAUAUCAGAAAUGGAAGUCUAAUAGUGGACUACGAUGUCAAAGUGCAAACAUCAGCACUGCCAGAUGUUGCUUUUACCAAUGCCAAGAUAGCAAGUUCUCAAGAAACACUUCAGAUAUUUGAUGAAAAUGCAACUGCCAUUGGAUUAUCAAUUAACGACGUUAACGUAACAAUCAGCGGGAAUAACACGGACGUGCUCCUCUGUGAGUUAUAUGAAGCAUCCGCUGGUACAUGUGGAACAAAAUGUGUUGUAAUUGAUGGGAAACCAGCAUGCCAAUUGAAAACGGAAAUAGAUAACCUGCCGCUUAUCCUCGGCCUUGGUAUUGGUAUUCCAAUGUUCUUCAUGUGUGUUGCUCUGCUGGUUUUAUGUUAUCGUUAUCACCGACGAAAGCAAGCGGAUUCAUCAGAAAGCGACAGUAGAAGCGACGGUGAGAGAGACAGCGUCAUAUUUGGUAGCAAUAUCCGGACCAGAAUAAACACAAGAGUGCCAAUGGGACCUUUCAGCCGACAUGAAGACCGCAUGGAGUACCCUGACUACAAAGAAUAUUCCAGGGACAGCAGGCGACAUGUUUAUGACAACUCGAGGAGCUAUGAUAAUGAUAAUGCUAAUUACCCAGAAAGGAACAAAGUUUUCUCUUGGGAUUAUCUGUUCAGGGAGCUGCAUCCAGGAGAACCGUACAAAAUUAAAAGACCCAAGGUAGACUCUGAUACACAAAGAUACGAUGAGAAUUAGAGUUCAUACAACAUUGUACACCAUGGCACACAAAAUUGGAUAAUAUAACCUGGAACAGUUGGACUGAAAAAAAUGUAUAAACAUGUAGAACUUUUCGAACUGUUUCGUUCGUUAAUUUGAACGGUUUUUAGUUCGAUACAAUUUGUACAUACAAGUGAAAUUUAUAUGAACACACUAUGCCUUCGGAGAAGAUUUAUAUGAACUUAUUUGUUUAGAUGUAUGAUGUUCAGUGGCGAUAAUAUGACUUUGUAAGUAUAUGUGUAUAAUUUAUGGAAGGCAUUCAGAGUUUUUCAAAAUGAUAAAAAGAACAGAAAUUUGGGCAAGAAGUAAAGGUAUUUAUUGUAUAACAACAGUCCCUCCUAAAGCCUUCAACAUGUAUUUAUAUUCAAGCUGGCAAAAGUUUUCUGAAACGUUUAUGAAAUUUUGAAAGAUUGUAGGGUACGAAAAUAUGCACGUGUUUGGUACAAAAAAUGACAUGAUAGUGUAUAUAGUUUUUGUCAAAGCAUCUGAUAUAUAAGAAAAAUUGUAUAUAAAUAUAUGUAAUGAAUACAUAAGCAGUCAUACGUCGGCGAUGGAAACAAGGUCUUGACAACAUUUAUUUUAUUUUUUAUAGAACAAAAGUUUCCGUUGAGUAUACAUGUACAUAAUUCAUAUUGUAGAAUAUUAUGAUGCAUAAUUAAUUGAAAAUUGAAAAUUACUGUUUGUAUACAGUCAAUAUAUAUUGUAAUGGUAUGAUAUGUAGUAAUAACCAGACCCCUUCAAUUACAAUUAUAUUGCUCAAUGUGUAUGUAUGACUAUCGAUGUCAUUCUUACUUAUACUAUUUUAAGGAAUCUGAUCUAAGUGUUUCCUAGUGAAACAUGAAGUUUGUCUGAAUACAAAACAAUGACUCUAUUCUGAAAACAAAAUAAUUUGACUCUAUUUCACAUUUCGACCCAGAAUGAGAGUACGUAGCUUCAGUAGGGAACACUUGUCUAUUUUUAUGCUACAACAGAUGUCUGUGUUUAUAUUUUGAUACUCCAUUUCUGAUUUACUUUGUAAUAGCCAGAUUUCAAUGACAAUUUCAAGGCGUCGAUGAUUUAGUGACACUUUAUUGCCUGACGUUUUCUGAAUGUUCUGUUGUGUCAAAUAUGUCUUCAUCGAAGUUUGCAUGUUCAGUUCUCUCGUAUUUUACUUUAUAUUUGACAGUGGUGGCGUUUUGUUGUUGUUGUUGUUUCACACAAAGUGAAUUGUAAUAUUUUUAUUUCAUUGUAAUACUUCUUACUACCUUUUGUUUGGUGGAGGAUAUGUUUACCAAAGAUAUACAGCCAUAUAGUUUUAAUUGGUCUCUAUGCAGAAACAAUAUAUAUAUAUUUUUUAAAUGAUAGCUUUUGUGUAUGGUAAACCACCAGACUGACGUUUCAUAAUAUGUUAUGCUGAAGAACAUUAGUUUCUGAGACAUAUAAGAGCAGAAAAAAGCACAGGUCACCGCACUCAUUUUUAUUUCAUGGGACAUUUUCUUCACCCACUAAGCAUUUUUGAAAUUAAAUGAAAUUGAAACAAAGAGGGGGAGGGGGUGUACUUAAGAUAUGAUAUCCCGGAUUUCUUGUCUUACAGAUUACUAAAAUACAAGGUGAUAUCAGCAUUAUAUAAGCAUAAAUUUAAAUAACAACUCUUUUCAAUUUAUACACGCCGUCUUUUUUUCAACGGAAAAUAAAACGUAUUUAAAUCUAUAAAAACAUCUGAUUUUAAGAUUUUAAAAUGUUUUGUUUCUUUAAUGACACAAAAAAUGCUUCAACAUGGGAAGAAAAAGGUUAUUCAAGAGAUAUAUUUAGAAGAAAAAAAAUAAAAACUUGUGGAUUUUAA
Molecule: messenger RNA, 13810 nt
Organism: Mercenaria mercenaria
Lineage: Eukaryota; Metazoa; Mollusca; Bivalvia; Venerida; Veneridae
Exons: 85
Coding region: 16-11967 (3983 amino acids)
Biological process (GO): Notch signaling pathway; cell-matrix adhesion
Cellular component (GO): membrane
Molecular function (GO): Notch binding; calcium ion binding
Source: RefSeq, a predicted model, not a curated record